AUGUCAAGUGCACUUUCAAAACGUCGCAAGCAUGAGCUCAAGGAGCUGGCCUCCAGUCUGGGCAUUUCCUCUGGAGGCGUUCGAGAAGAACUCGUCGAAAGAAUUAGAUUUGGACGUGGUUCCGACUCUGAGAGUGCUGAGGAUCCAUUGUCGGAGCACCUGGUCCGCAACUUCAUGGGAGACCUACAAACCGAUAUCCAUGACGCAAAGGAGCUUGCAAUCUCGCUGGAACAUACCCUCCACGAAAAGUUGCAGUCUGGACAGGCGACCAUAAGGCGGGCCUCCAAGGAUUUGACCUCUAGCGUUGUUAACGUUAUAGAAGACGUUGUUGGAGCCGUGUCGGGCAACAAGGGCAAGAGCGUCCAUGGCGGGUCCUAUCAUUCCCAAGCAGACGAGGAUAGCGAUCACCAUCGUCACAGCCGCUAUUGCCGUCACGGCCAGGAUGGCGAGAAGGAGCAUGUGAGUCUUUGCGACAAAGUCUGUAGCAUGAUCAAGCACCGUUUCGCGAACUGUGCUUCCUGCACAUCCAACAAGUGGCAAACGUUGCAUGAUCUGGGCUCAAACAGUCUGGGUUUUGUCUGGAUCACCCUCCUUCUCGAGCUGACAGUUUUUCUCUCAUCGGCAUUCGCUCAGAGCAGCCAGCACGGAGAGGGAUGGUUCUCUUGCUUAAACCUUUUGACCAAUUGGCCCAACUUCUUGAAGCCAUUUUUCGCAUACUAUGGAACCCUGUUUGUCAUCCCUACCCUCCUCUCCCAACUCUUCAACGUUGACCGAUCACGCUUGCACAAGCACGACCAGACCCAGCCAUCCGGUCUCCUUUCCCGAAAGACUACUUCUGGACUUUCCUACUUUGUCUUCAAGUUUGCCAUAACCUAUUUCCUCAGCCAGACCCUUGCCGCCAAUCUUCAUGCUGCUAACCCUGGUCUCGUUGGACUGGCCAAGGAAGCUGUUGAGACUGCGGUGAACCACGUUAGUCGCCAACCCGUCCUCAUGAAGAACUGCGCUCUGUUACCCCAGGUCUUCCGGUACAUCCCCGAGAGCGUUAGUCUAUCGACCUCUGGUGUAGGGACCAUCUUAGCUCUUGCAGAGACCGCUCUCUCCAGACGCCGAUAA
Linnemannia hyalina is the source of this 1113-nucleotide messenger RNA. Lineage: Eukaryota; Fungi; Mortierellomycota; Mortierellomycetes; Mortierellales; Mortierellaceae. The record is from the annotation of a GenBank genome assembly.